Molecule: messenger RNA, 399 nt
Organism: Zalophus californianus (California sea lion)
Lineage: Eukaryota; Metazoa; Chordata; Mammalia; Carnivora; Otariidae
Gene: AGRP
Product: agouti related neuropeptide
Exons: 3
Coding region: 1-399 (132 amino acids)
Biological process (GO): positive regulation of feeding behavior; hormone-mediated signaling pathway; neuropeptide signaling pathway
Cellular component (GO): extracellular region
Molecular function (GO): type 1 melanocortin receptor binding; neuropeptide hormone activity
Source: RefSeq, a predicted model, not a curated record
AUGCUGCCUGCAGUGCUGCUGAGCUGUGCCCUGCUGCUAGCACUGCCCCCCAUGCAGGGGGCCCAGAUGGGCCUGGCUCCCAUGGAAGGCAUCAGAAGGCCUGACCAGGCCCAGUUCCCAGAGCUCCCAGGCCUGGGCCUGCAGUCCUCGCUGAAAAGGACAACUGCGGAACAGUCAGAAGAAGCUCGGCUGCAGGAGGCCGAGGCCUUGGCAGAGGUUCUAGACCCGGAGGGCCGCGAGCCACGCUCCCCACGUCGCUGCGUAAGGCUGCAUGAAUCCUGUCUGGGACACCAGGUACCAUGUUGCGACCCAUGUGCCACGUGCUACUGCCGUUUCUUCAACGCCUUCUGCUACUGCCGCAAGCUGGGUACUGCCAUGAACCCCUGCAGCCGUACCUAG